GCACCGCAGCAUGAGGAAGGGAAGGAAAUGAAAGCUAAAGAGGAUAAACAAUAAUUUUAAUCAAAACUCCUAAGAUGUUAUAAAUGGAAGUAUGUCUAUUGACCCUGUAUACUACACUGCUACCUAUUUUUAGCUUGCGGGAAGAGCCUAAACAAGAGGAUAUUAAUCGCCCGUCCCUCUGUCUCUAAACCCACAGUACUGGCGUUAGCUAGGGGGUCGGCCUAGCUUAGCUUAGCUAGUAUAGCCAGCCUUAGCGUCGAUCUCUCUGCCUCUUCAGCUCUGAAACACGCUGUACACCUUCUGGCCUGCCUGUAAGACACCAGAUAAAGGGGAACAGUUCUUCAUACACUUUUUCUUGCUUCUAUCAAGAAGAAGCGGGGAGUGAUGGAUCACAAUACAGACCUAAACAGCUUUUGGACGCUGAUGUGUCCCCUGGACUUCAUGGUGCGCAAACUCAUUGUGGUGGGCACACAUGCUGGCAAGAGAGUAGUCUGCUGGCCCAUGGCCCUCUAAAGGACUUCACUGAGCACCUCCACUCACAUGGAUACUUUUAUAUAGUGUUUACGGCACUGUUACAUGAGAGACGAUUUGUUUGAGUUGUUAUUGUAAGUGCCGAGAGUUUGGAUCACUGUCGGACUACAAGAUGAGCUUUUAUUUAGGCCAGAAGACUGCAGGAGCACCAUUUUCUUCAUUUCCGUAAUUAAGGUCUUUUAUUAGACGUCCCACUGGGUUUUGGGACUUGUGUGGACACUGUGGCAUAGCUCCAUUCCUUUGUUUCAUUUUGUAUCAUUUUUAAUUCAGUUCAUUGUUUCUCAAUGGUACCCCUUCACUGUCUAUUCCCUUGUUUUGUUUUGUGACUCCCUCACGUUGAUUCAUGUGUUCAUGUUGAGUCAGUCACUCGGGUAUGUUGAAACACAUGCCUUGUGACUAAGAAAGAGUACUGUAAGGCACUUAACUGGGCAUUCCUGCAUCAGUGACUGUGCUUUUUGCUGCUGUUUCUCUUUCUUUUUCUUGCUGAAACAUGGGGCUUAUUGGCAAUUUGCACUGAAAGAGCUUUGCUAUCACUUGACUUUUCCUUUCUCUACCAAAAUCCUGUCACAUUGAAGCCAUAUAAAUUUUAUUUUUAAUGGAACUAUAGGUAUUUUUUAUAUCACAGUUUAGUCAUAUCAUAUAUUAUAUAAGUAUUUUUUAUAAGAGAGACUUACACAAAACAGGCACUUGCACUGUGUUUGGUCAGGUUUAUUGGCUUCCACUUUGAGUAGUGUACGCAGGAAUUACACAGCUACUGUCCCAAUGCAGUUAGCCUGAUCAUGACAGUAUGUUCCUCCUGUAGCUUGGCAGAUGGACAGAAGUCCCUGCCCCUCUGACCCUGUUUUUUAGCAUUUGGACUUCUCCCUAAUGCCUGCGGGUCUCAGCGUGGGCGGGGCUCUCGGAGACCCCUCCUCCUCCCGCCCAUUCCGUCCCAGCCGCUAUGUGCCUGUCUCGGCGGCAACAGCCUUCCUCGUCGGGGCCACAACUCUCUUCUUCUGCUUCACAUGCCCUUGGCUAGCCGAGCGGUUCUCCUCCUCUAUUCCUCUCUACAAUGGUGUGGUCUUCCUCUUCACGCUGGCCAACUUUUGCAUGGCCACAUUUAUGGACCCAGGUGUCUUCCCCAGAGCUGAGGAAGAUGAAGAUAAGGAAGAUGAUUUCCGGGCUCCGCUCUACAAGACAGUGGAGGUUAGGGGGAUUCAGGUUCGCAUGAAAUGGUGUUCCACCUGCCGCUUCUACAGACCGCCCCGAUGCUCACACUGCUCUGUGUGUGACAACUGUGUGGAGGACUUUGACCAUCACUGUCCGUGGGUGAAUAACUGCAUUGGGCGGCGGAACUACAGGUACUUCUUCCUGUUUCUGCUCUCCCUCACUACUCAUAUUAUGGGAGUGUUUGGAUUCAGCCUGCUCUACAUCCUCCACCACACUAAGCAGCUGGAUGAGGUUCACUCUGGAGUUACUAUGGCAGUGAUGUGUAUAGCUGGUCUGUUCUUCGUCCCAGUAGCAGGACUUACUGGGUUCCACAUUGUACUGGUGGCCAGAGGGAGAACUACCAAUGAACAGGUUACAGGAAAGUUUAGAGGUGGAGUUAACCCUUUUACACAUGGGUGUUGCAAGAAUGUGUCUCAUGUGCUCUGUAGCUCUCAAGCCCCCAGGUAUGUAGGGCGGUUACGACGGAGUACAUCACUUCAGGUCCAGCCUCCUUUUCUGCGACCUCCACUUUCUGAAUCGCAGCUUGCUGCUAAAGUCCUGGACAAUGGCAUCCAACAGUCUAAGAGCAGUCUAGAUGGCAUGGAAAGUCAGUCUACAGACGCUGAUCCCCCUCCACCUCCAAAACCAGAGCACAGAUAUCAAGGGCUGCCUCACACACACAAUGAAGAGAGCAGCCUGCUGACUGAAGCUCCACCCACACCUUCAUUAUAUAAAUACCGGCCAGCAUAUAGCAGUCCGGGAAAAAAACACACAGCCUUAACACAUUCCAGCAAGAUGAGUAGAGGGGACAGUAUGACGGAGUCCCCGACCAUCCCACUCACCACUGGCCAUCCCAGCUACUGCUCUGACCCUAGUCUCUCAGGCCGGGGGGGUGCAGGGUGGCGAUCGGGAGGGGGAGGGGAGGGGGGCAGAGCAGGCUCGGGAGGGCUGGGCGGAGCCUCCGUUCUGGGUGGGCGGUCUUAUCCCUCUUUUACCGACACUCUCCUGCAGUCGGCAGUGGCCUCUUGCUCCUCCAGCAUCCGCUCGGCGCACACAGCGCACAAUGCACUCGGGCCGCUGCUCUCGGAGGGCACAACCUCGACUAGUUACAAGAGUCUGGCCAAUCAGACACGAAACGGCAGCUUGUCCUAUGACAGCCUGCUUACGCCCUCAGAGAGUCCGGAGUUCGAAUCAGCAGCUCACGAGCUGUCUCCACCCAGGCCACAAGCCCCGACCUCACUUGGCACCGCCCCCAUAAUGGGUUACUCCUCCCCUUUCCUGUCCGCUCAGCAGAGGGAGGGCUCUCUCCAGGCCUGCCCUGCCCCUCUAAGACCCUCCCCAAACAGAGCUUUCCUGCGCCCCACAAGCCCACCCCCUUCCCGAGCUCCUCCUCCUCUGUCUCCUCGCGCUCGGUCAUUGGGCUCCCCUCCUCCUGGCUCCGCCCCCGGCCACAGUUCUAUGGGCAAAUCUAUGUCCUACACAGGUGGAGCCGACUUACAGCAGCGGGCAACUAACAGUGGUGGAGGGACAACCAUGCCAAACUCUACCAGUAGGCAAAGCCUGGCCAAUCACAGCACCCAUGCACACAAACCUGCAGGUGGGGUGAAGAAAGUGAGUGGUGUUGGAGGAACAACCUAUGAGAUCUCGGUAUGAAUGGCAACAGCAGCACGCUGAUGGUGAUUCUGAGGAUCCAAGUUGCAGAGCUUCAACGGUUUUGCUGCAAGGAUGGCCCAAGGAUAGUUCAACCAGAUAAGCCAAAAAAAAAAAAAGUUUUAAUAAAGUAAGACUUCAAGGCAAAAUUUUCAAAAAGACUUCAACAGUUCCAACAGAUCCAUCAGUCGACCAAUUAAUCGCUGAGGAACAUUGCUAAGAAUCGUCUGGACCAGAGCAGACCCCUACAUGCUGUGUUUUUCUUUUUUUCUGUUUUUUUUUAUUUCUGUAUGGUACACGAAACUCCACACAUUCUGUUACGUAUUUAAAGAACUGCUUGUUGUAUUACCAGUUUUAUACUGUGGAACUUCAGAGGACAGGUCUCUGAAUGGCUUGGUUGCGUUCCAUUCAGUUAGGAAUCGCUGACCUCUCUUAAUUCACGAGUUACAGAUAGUCAAAAGGCGAUGAUUGCUAUGAUGACUCAUUGACUUAAUGGCUCUAAGUUAAACCAAUCAAGUGUUUGAAACACUGUUUGAGGCAUGAGUACUUUCUUUACUCAGCAUUCCCAUAGCCUCCACAUAUGGACUUUUAUUUGAAUUAUUUCUUUCUUUUGUUUAUUUUUUACAUUUCUUUACUUCCAAAUAUAAUUUUAUACAGGUACAGAUAUAGUAUGUUGUAAGAAUUAUUGAAAUAUUGUUUGAUAGGAAAAAUGCCAGCCAAUAACAGUAGCAGGUAGGCACAUGAGCAAGUGUGUGUGUGUGAGCAAGCGCUGUAGGGGCGAAGUUUAUUUGUUUUGAUAUAAUUGAUGGCUGCAUCAGCCAAUCAGAACCCAAGCUGGAAUUAUCAGCCAAAGAGAUCUGGCCAGGGACCUUCUUGUUUGAACAGACAGACAGCACACUUGGCCAGUAGGAGUGAAUGUACCAUCUUCAGAGCACAAAACAAGUUUUUUUGUUGACAUUUCUGGAAGAUACUGUGUGGCAAAGAUGUUCCAAACAGUAUCUUCUGGUUUGGUUUGCUAGUCCCUGGAAAGUUUAAUGGUUGGCCAGAGGGAGGUUCUGGCCCCAUUUUGACAUAUGCUGGAUGUCUAGUACACCACUGAGAAUGGGGGAGUGAUAAUGUACUCUUUAUUUUAUGAUUUUAUGUUUGUUGGAUUUUAUUUGGUGUUCGUUUUUAUGGGCAGCGGUUAAUGUUAAGAGCCGAAGUACAAGUUGCAUUACUGCCCUUGAUAGCCGUGUUUGUGUGUGUGUGAGAGAGAGAGAGAAAGAGUGAGUGAGAGUGUGAGAAUGACACAGCAAGAUGACAAGAUAACUGAUGUCUCAAAAACCUCUACAGGAGCACAUUCCAACUUUUCAGAACCCUGUUCAGAGAGUCUUCUAAGGUGCAUGUGUGUGUGCGUGCGUGUGCUUGUUUGAGUGUAAGUACAGGGGACGUGAUGUUGGAGUAUGCAAGCAAGUUUAGUUUGAGGUCUGAGGACCAGCCACUGGUCAGUGCAAGAUAUAAAGAGCUUAUGCAGUGACACACAAAAGUAUUUUAUUGAUAAUCUUCUUGUCAUUUCCACCAUGGCCUUAUGAAGCCUUUUUAACUGUAACUUAGGGUCUGAAGAGCUCUAGCUGCACGUCUGUAAAGUGGGGAGAGAGAUGUACUGAGUUGUAGGGGUGAAGUGCAGACUUUUUCUACCCUUCUGUAUUCCUUUAAUGCUGGUGACACUGAGUCACAUGAGCCAACACAUUUCCAACAGACCAAUAAAUAAUACUGCAACACUGAA
Messenger RNA from Astyanax mexicanus (Mexican tetra), 5134 nucleotides. It is a transcript of the gene zdhhc5b, whose product is annotated as zinc finger DHHC-type palmitoyltransferase 5b. The record is from RefSeq and is a predicted model, not a curated record. The transcript is spliced from 12 exons. NCBI's taxonomy places the organism in Eukaryota, Metazoa, Chordata, Actinopteri, Characiformes, Acestrorhamphidae. Gene Ontology annotation, biological process: protein palmitoylation. Gene Ontology annotation, molecular function: palmitoyltransferase activity. The coding region runs from base 1399 to 3372 and encodes 657 amino acids.